AUGUUUCCUCAUUAAUUGUGAAAACGAUGACGUUUUUUCGCCUGAGGUGUUUCAAACUGCCGAACCCUUUCACGGAAUCUUUCACGGCCUUCUUCACACACUGCGUCAUUCUAAACUACCACUGGACGUACGAUCUAACUGGGGCCGUAGAAAGUGCCAAACGUUACCUUCUUAUCUCGUGAUCAAGAGAAGACUGACCAUGUGCCGGAUUGCCGUUUUAGUUUUGUUGGUCACUAUCUGGACAACAGUUGUUGCUGGAGAGCAAUGUCGGACUUAUGGCGGUAUCACCACAUUCUCCUGCCCGCGGCCGUACGGCAUUGAUGAUAAUGACGACAUCUACUGCUGUAAAAGUGGAACUGACUGUUGUGACGACUGCUGGGACGGUGAUGACACCUCAUCUUGUUCUGAUCACUGGGGCAACGCCGUCAGCAGUGCACUGCGACUCGGUAUCGGCGCCAUCAUCGGCAUAAUUGUGGGAUGCAUCGUCUUGAUCAUCAUCGUCAUUGUGGCGUGUGUCCUCUGCUGCUGCGCAUGCGCCAAGGGGUCCAGCCAGAGAAACCAACCACAGGCUGUCCAAAUGGCUCCUGCUGCCCAGCCAGUGCAGUACCCACCGGGUCAGUAUCCCCAGUACCCCCCUGCACAGCCUCCUGCCUACCCGCAGUACCCGGAUGGACAACCCCCAGCCUACCCCCAGAACCCAGCCUACCCACCCAAGGUUUAGGCAAGAAUCAUUGUGAUUCACUGCAAUCACAAGUAACACAACGUUUUGGCCCGACAAUACAGAAGAAUGUAGGUCUAAAACCAUGUGGUUAUGAGUGAUUCUUCUCAAUUUAUCGCCAUAUAUACAGCAUUUUUAUACAGCAUUUUACUACAUCAGAGAGUGGAGAUUGGAAAUAAAGAAUACAAAUACAAUAUAGCUGUUAUAACAAUGUUGAAAGCUGAUGUGAUGAAAUGUAGACUCACUUAUCGAUAUUCUGUCAGUAAUGAAACAAUUGGUUAUUUUGUAACAUUUCCAUAUCAUGCGUACUGAUAUCAUGAUAAAUAUCAAUAAGGUCUAACAGUUACGUUAUCUGCUUCGUAUCCGCAGAAAUUAUGAUUUUCAAUUUCUAUUAGUUAAGUUUCUAAUGAGUAUCUAUUGAAUUUAUGCCUUCUAGAAGUUCGUACUUUCUGAUACGCUGUUCUGUAGUUGUAUAAUUGCUAGAGCUCUUGGUGGAAUGUACAAUGCACCUUCAUUCUACAUAUAUGUUACGUAGAUGACGGAAUUCCUAUAUUCAAAGUCAUAUUACCAUCUAUCAUGUAGCAAUAUAUACUUUCAAUCUCUCUGCCCCCUGAAAUAGUCACGACUUUUAAAGCGAUCUAGCUGAACAAAAUGUGAUGAUUUCUAUUACAAUUGUCUAAGUUAGUGUGGUAUGUAGAUUGUUGUUAUUUGAGAUAUUUCAAUUGUCUUAUUAAAAAUGUCUGGAAAGUUA
Messenger RNA from Branchiostoma floridae (Florida lancelet), 1469 nucleotides. RefSeq names its product spore coat protein SP85-like. The record is from RefSeq and is a predicted model, not a curated record. The transcript is spliced from 4 exons. The coding region runs from base 200 to 721 and encodes 173 amino acids. Lineage: Eukaryota; Metazoa; Chordata; Leptocardii; Amphioxiformes; Branchiostomatidae.